This is a messenger RNA of Oryctolagus cuniculus (rabbit), 3202 nucleotides long. RefSeq names its product homeobox C13 (gene HOXC13). The record is from RefSeq and is a predicted model, not a curated record. Lineage: Eukaryota; Metazoa; Chordata; Mammalia; Lagomorpha; Leporidae. Gene Ontology annotation, biological process: regulation of DNA-templated transcription. Gene Ontology annotation, molecular function: DNA-binding transcription factor activity, RNA polymerase II-specific; DNA binding.
GAGGUGUCUCCCUAGCUCUCUGCCUCUGGCAAGUGGAGUUUUUAAAAAGCUCGAGCAGACCAUGUCAUGACGACUUCGCUGCUCCUGCAUCCGCGCUGGCCGGAGAGCCUUAUGUACGUCUAUGAGGACAGCGCGGCGGAGAGCGGCAGCGGCGGCGGCGGCGGCGGCGCAGGCGGCGCGGGGGGCGGCUGCAGCGGAGCGAGCCCCGGCAAAGCCCCGAGCAUGGACGGCCUGGGCAGCAGCUGCCCGGCCAGCCACUGCCGCGACCUGCUUCCGCACCCCGUGCUGGGUCGCCCGCCGGCUCCCCUGGGCGCUCCGCAGGGCGCCGUCUACACGGACAUCCCGGCCCCGGAGGCAGCGCGCCAGUGCGCCCCUCCGCCGGCGCCCCCCACCUCGUCCAGCGCCACCCUGGGCUACGGCUACCCGUUCGGGGGCAGCUACUACGGCUGCCGCCUGUCACACAACGUGAACCUGCAGCAGAAGCCUUGCGCCUACCACCCGGGCGACAAGUACCCGGAGCCGUCGGGCGCCCUGCCGGGUGAUGACCUGUCUUCUCGGGCCAAGGAGUUCGCCUUCUACCCCAGCUUCGCUAGCUCCUACCAGGCGAUGCCCGGCUACCUGGACGUGUCGGUGGUGCCCGGGAUCAGCGGGCACCCGGAGCCGCGUCACGACGCGCUCAUCCCGGUCGAAGGCUACCAGCACUGGGCUCUCUCCAAUGGCUGGGACAGUCAGGUGUACUGCUCCAAAGAGCAGUCGCAGUCCGCCCACCUCUGGAAGUCUCCCUUCCCAGACGUGGUUCCCCUGCAGCCCGAGGUGAGCAGCUACCGGCGUGGGCGCAAGAAGCGCGUGCCCUACACCAAGGUGCAGCUGAAGGAGCUGGAGAAAGAGUACGCAGCCAGCAAGUUCAUCACCAAAGAGAAGCGCCGGCGCAUCUCAGCCACCACGAACCUCUCCGAGCGCCAGGUCACCAUCUGGUUCCAGAACCGCCGAGUCAAAGAGAAGAAGGUGGUCAGCAAAUCGAAAGCGCCGCACCUCCACUCCACCUGACCGCCCCCCGCCCCCCGCCGCCCGCCCCGCCUAUUUAUGUCGCCGCUUUGUACCGUGCCCGAGCCCACCGAAGGACGCUGCGCCGGUGCGGACGAGUAUUGAACGUUGACGAGAAAGAGGAACCGCGCCCACGGAAGGCCGAGAGGCCUCGCCUGCCUGCUCCGUAUCCCACCCCAGCCUCAACCCCAAGCCCGAGGAGCCCGCCAGGCCUCAGCGGCUUUGGACGCGGGUCGAGGUGGCUGUGGGAGGAGGCUUCUACUCGCCCUCGUCCGCCCCUAAGAAGGACGAGGACGGGGCGGCCGAGAGCCCAACCAUCGGAACCCAGGCAGGGCCAGGGCGCCCCAGAAGACCCCAUCGCCGGCCAGGCUGGUGGAUCGCCCUCCUCGGGCGUGCGGAGCCGCAGCACCCGGCGAGCCCCUGCCUUCCCGGCAGUUCCUCUUUCCCCUCUGUCUGUCCCGCACUCCUGAGGCACGAUUUCCCAUUGAGAUUUCUCUGUGCAUAUUUUACAAAUCGCGUUAUAUCGAUGAUCAUUCGUAGGCAUCCGGCCGCGGCUGAGUUAUAGACCCGCUCGGAGCUCGCCGCUGGGUUUUCUCUCUUUCGGGUCUGUGUCCACAGAAGCCCCGACCCUUGCAUUGCAACCAAGGAACAGCAUUUUCUCAGUCCCGGCCCUGCCCCCGCUGCCUCCCCGCGAUCCGCCGCCGGCGGCUCGGUCAUCGCGUGGAAAUCCGGGGAGGAGGAAGACCGAGCGGCGCUGCUCGGUGCGCUCACCCCACCACCACCACCCCUGAGCUUGGGGGCCGGGCUAGGCAAACAGCAGAACUUCUUCCUAAGGGCAAACUUCUCUUCCAAGGGGAUGGAGAGUGGGUCCCGCCCCCAACCCCGCAGAGUUCCUCUCCACCUCCCUACAUCCAGGCCGUGGCUCGCGGAAGAGGCCUCACGCUUUCACUUUGAGUGACAUCCCUAGGAAAUCAGUAGAGGAGCAGCAGCCCAGGAGGCAAGUAGAACUGGAGCCCGAUCAGCCACACGCUGCUUUCCUCCUCCAAGGCCAGCUUGGUGUCCUAGGGGCCCCUUCACCUCCUCCCUUCCCACUGGCCCAUUACAAAACAGUGUUCUCUUGAAAUGUCCAUCAGAAACAGGCUCUUUUUUUAAAAAGAAAAAAUGUUGUGUAUCUGUAUAUAGUAUUGUGAUGUCUGAAUGACAAUGUACUGAAUGCAAAAAAAAUCCACAAACCUGUUUUUAAAAUAAAAUCUUUUUUUUUUUUUUUUUGCCAUGAUUUUAUUGUUCAGGUUCCUUCUGAAACCAGUUCUGCCACUGGCUCUUCAGGGCCAUCUCUGAUGCCUGGUGCCCCUAUACAGCCAAAGAGGCAGGGAGCAGAGGGCACACAGCACCCCCACUUAGGCUGAUCCCAAACCCCUACUUGGCUCCGCUUGAGUUCUUUGAGUUAUAGGUGCAGUCUUUACCAUUGAGGCAGGAGAAAAGCUCUUCCUAUGCUAAUACCCAGUUUAGCUGCACGUCUGUCCAGGAAGUGAAACGUUGAUUGGCAAGUGACUGCCCGGAGACAGGUGAGUGACUAAAGCCCAUUGCUUGUCACUGCAGUUAAUAGUUGAGGCUCAGCUCUGGCUCUGGGUGCUCAGAGGGUGCUGUGCUAACUAGAAGCUGGGGGUGGGGAGGUAGUAGUAGCAGAGUGGUGGGAGGCUCCUGAGGCCCUUACUGCCCCCCAGGCUCCCAAACCCCUGCAGCCAGUCUGGGCUAGGGUUGGGGUUGGUGCAGGUCUGCCCAGCCUGCCUAGCUCAGCAGAACUCUUUUCUUCCCACUAACCUAGGCCAAUGGGCGGGGCUGCUGGGAGUCCUUGGGCCCCCAGUUUGCCAAGCCAACCUCACUUUUACUCUCUAGCCUUCCUGGGAGCCCAUGUAGACACUGCCACUAAUUUGUUUUCCUUGUCGCGUCUGUGCCUAUCUCCCUAUCUGGCAGAGUUAAUGAGAUCGUUAAGUUGUCAGGUUAAGAGACUUUUAAAAAGCAAUAUAGCCUAAAACAAUGUUAUCUCAGAUUAAAUCUUUACUGCAGCAAUUUUUAUUUAUAUAUAAUAUUUUUCCUCUCCCAAGGCCCAGAAAAACUGGAGGCAUCAGGUUGGAAAUCAGAGUUCUCCAUUCUCCCU